Molecule: messenger RNA, 1672 nt
Organism: Anas platyrhynchos (mallard)
Lineage: Eukaryota; Metazoa; Chordata; Aves; Anseriformes; Anatidae
Gene: RHBDL1
Product: rhomboid like 1
Cellular component (GO): membrane
Molecular function (GO): serine-type endopeptidase activity
Source: RefSeq, a predicted model, not a curated record
CCCCCGCCCCCCCCGCCGCCGCCGCCGGCCCCCCCCCCGCCGCCCGCGCCGCUCCCCUGCCCGGUUCGCCGGCCCCGGGCGCGGGGGAGCGGCGGAGCCCGCACCCCGCCGGGUGCAUGGACAGGAGCUCCCUGCUGCAGCUCAUCCAGGAGCAGCAGCUUGACCCUGAGAACACCGGCUUCAUCGGCGUGGAGACGUUCGCCAGCCUCGUGCACAGCCAUGAGCUGCCCCUGGACCCCGCCAAGCUGGACAUGCUGGUGGCCCUGGCACAGGGCAACGACGAGGGGCAGGUCUGCUAUCAGGAGCUGGUAGACCUGAUCAGCAGCAAGCGUUCGAGCAGCUUCAAGCGAGCCAUCGCCAACGGGCAGCGAGCCCUGCCCCGGGAUGGGUUGCUCGAUGAGACCGGCCUGGGCUUCUACAAGCGCUUCGUCCGCUACGUGGCCUACGAGAUCCUGCCCUGCGAGAUGGAUCGGCGCUGGUACUUCUACCAGCACCGCACGUGUCCCCCGCCCGUCUUCAUGGCAGCCGUCACCCUCACCCAGAUCAUCGUGUUCCUGUGCUACGGCGCCCGGCUGAACAAGUGGGUGCUGCAGACCUACCACCCUGAGUACAUGAAGAGCCCCCUGGUUUACCACCCCGGGCACCGCGCCCGCGCCUGGCGCUUCCUCACCUACAUGUUCAUGCACGUGGGGCUGGAGCAGCUGGGGUUCAACGCCCUCCUGCAGCUGAUGAUCGGGGUGCCGCUGGAGAUGGUGCACGGCAUCCUGCGCAUCAGCUUCCUCUACCUGGCCGGCGUCCUCGCAGGCUCCCUCACCGUCUCCAUCACGGACAUGCGCGCGCCCCUGGUCGGUGGCUCGGGGGGGGUCUACGCGCUCUGCUCGGCUCACCUCGCCAACGUCGUCAUGAACUGGGCCGGGAUGCGCUGCCCCUACAAGCUGCUGCGGAUGGUGCUGGCGCUGGUGUGCAUGAGCUCGGAGGUGGGUCGCGCCGUCUGGCUCCGCUUCUCGCCCCCGCUGCCGGCUUCGGGCCCCCAGCCCAGUUUCAUGGCCCACUUGGCGGGGGCCAUCGUGGGCAUCAGCAUGGGGCUGACCAUCCUGCGCAGCUACGAGGAGAGCCUGCAGGACCAGUGCGGCUGGUGGGUGGUGCUGCUCUCCUACGGCACCUUCCUGCUCUUCGCCGUCUUCUGGAACAUCUUCGCCUACGACCUGCUGGGGGCACAGAUCCCCCCCCCGCCCUAAUGCCCUAAUUCCCCCCCCCCCCCCAAAAAAAAUAGCACCCCCCCAUGGGCCGGAGCCCGGUGGAAUGGGGGCCCCGCGCGUGAUACGGGGACAGGGUCGACCCCCCCCUGCCCCUUCGGUGCUAGCGACCGCGCCGCCCCCCCGCGGGCACCCCGGCAGCCCCCCCUUUGCCCCCCCCCUGGUUGAACGAAGCCGCCCCCUGGGGGUGUGGGGGGUGGGGGGGGCACCAGUGCGACCCCCACCCAAUUGAGGGGGGGUCCCCGCGUGCCUCCCCGCAGCCCCUUUCCAGGUUCCUCCGGGCCUGGGGGCCUGGCUCGUGCCCCCCCCCGCGCCCCCCCCCCAGAAGGGAAUUGCACUUUGACGCCGGGAGCGAUUUUAUUUUUCUACCCAAAGAAGCAGCGGAGCGGCGGGGGGGGGGUGUGUGGGGGGGGGCA